Messenger RNA from Gryllus bimaculatus (two-spotted cricket), 396 nucleotides. The record is from the annotation of a GenBank genome assembly. Lineage: Eukaryota; Metazoa; Arthropoda; Insecta; Orthoptera; Gryllidae.
AUGAGGGUGGAAGAAGGUGCGGGUGAGCAGGGCGUUGAUGUUGAUGCAGGUGGUUGGCCGGAGGAAAAAGUGGCGGUGUGCUGUGGGGGAGCCAACUAUUGCACGGCAAUGCCGGCGACACACCUUGCCCGCCCGCACCCGAGCAGGCGGGGCGGCGGCGGCGGCGGCCGCGGGCGGCUGACAGCUGAAAUUAAGCGAUCGGCCACCGCGCGCAAUUACGCCGCGAUUAUCCUGCGGCGGCCAAGACUGUGUCUGGACAUCAACGCCUGGGAUGGUCACAACGGCCUAGCGCUAGCGCUGCAGUUUCUGCAGCUCAGUGCGCACGAGCAAUUUGCAAAGGAGCAGAAGAUAUACGAUUUUUCGUCUUCUACUUGUAUAUUGGUAGGAGGAAACUGA